This is a messenger RNA of Mycosarcoma maydis (corn smut), 1020 nucleotides long. RefSeq lists its product as uncharacterized. NCBI's taxonomy places the organism in Eukaryota, Fungi, Basidiomycota, Ustilaginomycetes, Ustilaginales. The transcript has a single exon. Bases 1 to 1020 code for a protein of 339 amino acids. The record is from RefSeq and is a predicted model, not a curated record.
AUGGUUACGAACGCCGAAACGUGUGGCUCGGACGGCACACUGACAUCGGCGCAGAUUGCACAGUUCCAUCGCGACGGGUAUCUUUUGCUGCCGUCGUUCUUCGAUCCCACCGCACUGCUCGCGCACAGCAAGCACCUCAUCUCGAGCUUCUCGCUCGAAAAUCACCCUCUGACUGCGUUCACGACGUCGUCCGAAGAAGAGGGCGAAGAAGCGCACGUCGGUGAUCGCUACUUCCUCGAGUCAGGAGAUCGGAUCCACUACUUUUUCGAGCAAGGUGCGCUCGACGCUACCACCAAGUCGCUUCUGGUACCCAAGGAUCGCGCUAUCAACAAAUGUGGUCAUGGCUUGCACAUGCUCGAUCCCGUGUUUCGCGAGUUUUCGUUCAGCUCCAAGCUGCAAAAUGUGGCUCGCAGCUUGGCAGUGCAUAAGGAUCCACGUGUGUUGCAGAGCAUGAUCAUUUGCAAACAGCCGAGUAUCGGUGGAGCCGUACCGAGUCACAAUGAUUCCACGUUUCUCUAUACUGAUCCACCGAGCGCGAUAGGAUUCUGGUUCGCACUGGAAGACUGUACGACAAGCAAUGGAUGUCUGUCUUUUCUCCCCGGAUCGCAUCGAUGGCCAAAGAACCCGCCUCCCCCACCGCCCGCCUUCGAGACCGCCAGACCGCUCGACGUCCACAACGAGCACCUCGGAAUCUCAAGAGGCGUCAACAAACGUUUCGUCCGCAAAAUCCCAUCCAACCCCGACGCUGGAACCACCUUCCUCCCGCUCUCCGAUACCGAAGAAUCUAGCUGGAACGACGAAUCUGCCCAAACUGCAGAGUGCACCGCAGGCACCUUAGUCCUCAUCCACGGCUCAGUGCUCCAUAAGAGCGAAAUGAACCUCAGCGACAAGAGCAGAUUCAUCUACACGUUCCACAUGAUCGAAGGUGACACAGAAAUCGCCAAGUACGAUGAGCGCAACUGGCUACAGCCCACCCCGCAACAUACCUUCCCGAGCCUGUUCGAAAAGCAACAGCCAUAG